CUCCGUCUGUCAGUGCAUGCUUACUUCCAACAAUCUCCAGUGACCUCGAGUGUAGUAUUGUAGCCAAGAACACCACCCCGCCCCCACCCACAAAACUUUUUGACAUCACCAAACCGUUAGCUCCCUCCCUAUGUCAUUUCUCCCGACCUCCUUUGCUCCGGAAGGCCAGCCCAGCAUGUCGCUCACCCACCGCAUCACCCUCAAAGACCUCAACGAAGAGCCUGAAGACAUCCUCGCCUACGCAUUUGGCACCAUCUUCCCCGAAGACGUCGCCAUUCUACACGGCGACGCCGACCAGCCGCUCCUCUACACAUCGCCACACCUCCCGCUCCCCUUCGUCAUCGACCUACCCAAUGUCUCCUCCGAGGACGACCGUCGCCUCUUCUCGCACCACCUCUGGAACUCAUCCCUCCUGCUCGCCGAGUUCAUAGAAGCAGACACCCUGUGCCUCCCUCUAACCCCACCACGCCGCAACACCGACAUAGUCCACUUCUCCAUCACCAACCUCAAAACACUCGAGAUUGGCGCCGGCACCGCGCUGCCCAGCAUCAUGAGCACGCUGCUCGGCGCGCGCGAGGUCGUCGUGACGGAUUACCCGUCCGCGCCGCUCCUCACGACACUGCGGACCAAUGUUGCGCGCAACACGCGGGCCGAGUGUGCUCCCUCGCCGACUUCGGCGACCGUCAUUGUCGAGGGCCACUCGUGGGGUGAAGUGGGCGACAGCGUGGGCGUUGCGCAUGGGCGAUCGUGUGAUCGUGUGAUUGCGGCGGAUUGUCUGUGGAUGCCUUGGCAGCAUGAGAAUCUGCGGACGACGUUGGCGCAUUUCCUGAACGAUAGUGAGGGCGCGCGCGCGUGGGUAUGUGCUGGGUUUCAUACGGGCCGGGAGAAUGUGCGCAAGUUCUUUGAUAAGGAGGCGCUGAGGGCCAAGGGGCUUGAGAUCGAGGCGAUUUGGGAGCGGGACUGUGAUGGCAAGGAGCGCGAUUGGGAUAGUGUCAUGGAGGAUGAUGUGACAAAGCGCAAGAGAUGGCAUGUAGUGGGGAUCCUGAAGAAGAUUCGCGGCGAGUGAAGAAGGUUUUGAAGAGAUGGGAAUAUAGAUGGAGCAUUUGCUGGCGUCAUACUUGGGGUAUG
This is a messenger RNA of [Torrubiella] hemipterigena, 1128 nucleotides long. The record is from the annotation of a GenBank genome assembly. NCBI's taxonomy places the organism in Eukaryota, Fungi, Ascomycota, Sordariomycetes, Hypocreales, Clavicipitaceae.